CCAGCGCGGCAAAUGCUUUCUAGACCUAAAUCUGGAGCAUAUUCUCCAGCACCCAAGGAGCAUCUUUAACCUCCAAGACAUGGCUGCCCGAUACUCGUUGGGGAUGUCGUCGAUCGAGAGCGCGUUCAUCAAGCGCUCGCUGGAUCCAGAGAAUGUGAGUUCCUCUCCUUCCAAUUGCUCCUCGAUCCUUGGCGAGGCGAAGAAGAACCUCAUCGUCACAGCGGCAGCGUCGCCAAACGGUAUGGCCUCGUCCAAGCCGAUCACCAACUCCUCGGGCGCGCAAUGGCAGAGCGCUUGCGCGGUGGUGUCCAGCCAGUGGGCGGCGCAGAUCGAGAAGGAAUCGAGCAGCAAUGGCAGCACUGACAGUGGGCACAGCCGCAAAUCGACCACGCCCAGCAGCACCUCCUCCUCCUCCAUCACCAUCCAGGACGCGCGGCGCGGAUCCGCAUUCCGCGAGACGUUCAAGGAUCUGGUCACGCUCCCGCGGCCGCUGUCCAUCCAGGAUCUCGCCAUGCCGCCGGCGCACGGCUCCCAGCUUCGCGUCGCGUACCAGGGCGUCCCGGGGGCGUACAGCGAGUCCGCGGCAUCCAAGGCCUACCCGGGCUGCGACCCCGUCCCCUGCGAGCAAUUCGAGGCGGCGUUCCAGGCCGUGGAGCUCUGGAUCGCGGACCGCGCGGUACUGCCCAUUGAGAACUCCUUGGGCGGUAGCAUCCACCGGAACUACGACCUCCUGCUGCGUCACCGGCUGCACAUCGUGGGGGAGGUGCAGCUGGCGGUACACCACUGCCUGCUGGCGGUACCGGGCGUACGGAAGGAGGAGCUCCACCGCGUGAUCAGCCACCCCCAGGCGCUGGCUCAGUGCGAGAACACGCUUACCCGGCUGGGCGUGGCGCGGGAGUCCGUGGAGGAUACCGCCGGUGCCGCGCAGCUCAUCGCCCAGAACCCGCUGGCGAUGCGCGACACCGGGGCGGUGGCCUCCUCCCGCGCCGCCGAGCUGUACGGGCUGGACGUGCUCGAGGAGGACAUCCAGGACGAGGAGGGCAACAUGACGCGGUUCCUCAUGCUGGCGCGCGAGCCCAUCAUACCGCGGACGGACCGCCCGUUCAAGACGAGCGUCGUGUUUGGGCUCGAGGAGGAGUCCGCCGGCUCGCUGUUCAAGGCGCUGUCCGCGUUUGCGCUGCGCGGCAUCAAUCUCACCAAGAUCGAGAGCCGGCCGCAGAGGAAGCGGCCGCUGCGCGUGGUGGACGAUAGCAACCACGGCACCGCCAAGUACUUUGAGUAUCUCUUCUACAUCGAUCUCGAGGCGUCCAUGGCGGAUCCGCGGGCACAGAACGCGCUUGGCCAACUCCAGGAGUUUGCGAGCUUCCUCCGGGUGCUCGGGAGCUAUCCCAUGGACAUGACGCCGGUGUCCAAGACCGUGCCGUGCGACACAGACGAGGAGCUCGGGGAGGUGGCGGCGGCGGCGGUGGAGCGUCCGUCGCGGGCGGUGAACGGUGCGUGCAACGGCGCUGCCGCGUGAUUCUUUCUUCUUUCCAGACUGUAAGAUUGGAAUUUCAUGGAAAGCAGAAAGAGCGACAGAACACACCAAGAGCGUUGUUUCCAAGUGGUGAUUUUCUUGUGGGAUUCCACUGCCAGAAUAAGAUAGAUAUUUUUUUGCGCA
Messenger RNA from Selaginella moellendorffii, 1660 nucleotides. Its product is annotated as arogenate dehydratase/prephenate dehydratase 6, chloroplastic. Gene Ontology annotation, cellular component: chloroplast; cytoplasm. Gene Ontology annotation, molecular function: protein binding; prephenate dehydratase activity; arogenate dehydratase activity. The record is from RefSeq and is a predicted model, not a curated record. Bases 80 to 1519 code for a protein of 479 amino acids. NCBI's taxonomy places the organism in Eukaryota, Viridiplantae, Streptophyta, Lycopodiopsida, Selaginellales, Selaginellaceae. Gene Ontology annotation, biological process: L-phenylalanine biosynthetic process. The transcript has a single exon.